UAAUUAAGCACAUUUCAAAACACACACACACACCCCUCUCAUAGGUAUUAAACACGUUUGUAUUAGUUACAUGGAAAACAAAAAUGUUGGUCAACUAGAACAACGAUUCUCUGUUGACCAAGUGCCUUAUAGAGGCGUUCGCCAGAGGAAGUGGGGAAAAUGGGUGUCGGAAAUCCGAGAACCCGGUAAGAAAACCCGUAUUUGGCUCGGAAGCUACGAGACGGCCGAAAUGGCCGCAGCUGCUUACGACGUUGCGGCUAUUCACCUCCGAGGACGUGGGACACAUGUCAACUUUCCGGAGCUUGCUGACAGUUUUCCUCAGCCGCAAAGCUCAAGUUCCGAGCACAUUCAAGCUGCUGCUCAGGAGGCAGCACUGCUGUUUAAACCGGGCGUGUCGUCUACUGAAGCAGAUCUCGGGUCGGGUCAGGGACAUUCUCGGGUCGGAUUGUCUCCGGAUCAGAUUCAGGCGAUUAAUGAAUUUCCAUUGGACUCGCCGAGGAGGGGGUGGAUGCAGGAUUUGGAAGUGGAUGAUUAUGAAGAGUUGUACGGACGAAUUUUUGGUCAAUGCGAUAGAGAUGAGUAUUUUGAAAUGCAGCAGCUUCAAUCCAUAUUGGGAUCUUAACUGCUUUUGAUAUAUAUAAUUGCUUAAACAUUUAAUUCUUAUUA
This is a messenger RNA of Brassica oleracea var. oleracea, 666 nucleotides long. Its product is annotated as ethylene-responsive transcription factor ERF022-like. The coding region runs from base 71 to 622 and encodes 183 amino acids. Gene Ontology annotation, biological process: regulation of DNA-templated transcription. Gene Ontology annotation, molecular function: DNA binding; DNA-binding transcription factor activity. The transcript has a single exon. Lineage: Eukaryota; Viridiplantae; Streptophyta; Magnoliopsida; Brassicales; Brassicaceae. The record is from RefSeq and is a predicted model, not a curated record.